AUUGCCGCUCCUACAAUAAUUCCUGUAACCAAGUUAUUUCCUUCUUCCCCCCCCCCUCCCUUUCAUUCCAUCUUACGUUUUCCCCUUUCUCAAGUCAAAAUCGACUCCUUUACAACAACCUAUUCUCCUAUCAAGUUCGCCAAUUACCAAUUACCAAUUACCAAUUCGUUUCCUAUAAGCAUAUAUGCGCCCUUCCGGCGAUGGCAGUUCGGCACAGCCAGCAGGGGUAACUUAAACAUGUAUACCGCUGUGCGUGGGAGGAAGGGAUUUACUUCCCGCCCAUUCUAUACCACUCUGUUUAUCAUCACUCUCAUCGCCACAUAUAGCCUGUUUGUCCGGGGACCAGCAGUGUCGUCAGACCAGCAACCAACUUUGUCCCCGCGAUCUAGCGAAGAUUGUCGUCUAGUCCACUACGCCGAAGAUAAGUGUGCCUUUGUAAGGCGCAAUUGUCACGGUGACGAAGCAGGUCUCAUAGAGUAUUUAACCUUCUAUUAUUGCGACCUUGAACGUGCACAGCCUCUUGCCUUUAUCGUAUUGGCCCUCUGGCUAGGUCUGUUAUUCACCACCAUCGGGAUAGCUGCGAGUGACUUUUUCAGCGUCAAUCUCAGCACCAUUGCCACCAUCCUUGGCCUAAGUGAAAGUCUUGCGGGUGUCACUUUCUUGGCCUUUGGAAAUGGCUCUCCAGAUGUGUUUAGCACCUUCGCCGCCAUGAGCUCCAACAGUGGUAGCAUGGCCGUCGGAGAGCUGAUCGGUGCCGCAGGCUUUAUUACAUCCGUCGUGGCCGGUUCUAUGGCCUUAGUGCGCGAGUUCAAAGUCAGCAGAAAAACAUUUGUGCGAGAUAUAUGUUUUUUUAUAGCAGCUGUCGGUUUUGCCAUGGGAUUCCUAGCCGAUGGAAACCUCCAUCUAUGGGAAUGCAGUACCAUGAUUGCUUUCUACAUUUUCUACGUCAUCGUCGUUGUUGGCUGGCACGCGGUUUCUAAAAGGAGACGAGCACGACGACUUAAGGAGGCUCUAGCUCGCAGUCACUAUUACGCACCGGCAAGCGAACGUAGCAAUGAUGAGUUGGAACCUUAUAGGGACGAUCCGGACGAUGAAGACGCACGGCCCAUAGAACGUCGUUCCUCGGAGAGGAGCGGGUCCAGCAUUACCGACGUUGAUAUGCUGGAACGAGGGCCCAGGAUCGAGGUUGGUGCACCUGACGACGAUGACGAUACUGAUCGCAGCCAUGUCGCUGCGGAGAUGGCAAGCAGCAUGCGUGUGAAUCGCCCGCGCGGAAGGAGAAGCAAUACCACGACCAUAACUCCAAUUCGGCCUAGUUUGGUUGGUGUGCUUGAGUUCAGGUCAGUAUUAUCAUCGCUACAGGAGGAAGGAAACGUUCGGAUGCGGCCAUUAUACCACACCCGAAGUUCUUCUGCCGAUCUUCUAGGGACAGGACAUGCGGUCGUUCAAGGAGCCAAGAGCACACAAACUAUCCAAAACAUAGAUGAUGCUUUUGUUGCGGCCAGGAACCGAGCGCAUUCGUCCGGCGCCCUACCAAUUGCUCUUGAUGCUGACCUUGCACCUCGAAAAUCGUUUGAGGAUAGAGGUAGAACUCCCAGCCCACGUACCAUAGGGGGGAAGUUGGCCCCCCCACCCAAUGAUCAAUUCGGUGGCCUCCACACAGAUAAUUCUGGCCCGGAGGAUAUGUCACCGAAUCUCCCCCCACAGUUGCAUCACCUUCGCAUCCCAAGCCCGCAUGGCAGCGAAAGGUCCUCACCAUCAUUAUCUCCGUUUCCGGUAUUUGCGGAAUCACCACUCGUUUUUUCAGAGCCUUCUCAACAGCCUCCGCAUCUCAUACUUCCACCUGCUGCCCAAGAACGAAGCCCUUCUUUUCUUAACUUUGUUGAACACGCAAAUUUGAAGCCUAUUAGGUGGUGGCCUUACCGGAUAUUACCCUCUCCACACGUCAUAGUCGGUACUCUCUUCCCAACUCUUCAAGAUUGGAGGGGUAAAAAUAUUUGGGAUAAAUUUGUCAGUAUCAUAUCUGUACCGAGCAUAUUCCUGCUGGUCAUCACGUUGCCUGUAGUAGAGACUGAGGCAACAGACGAUGACUCAGAAGAAAACAUUGUAGAACAACCAGCGUCAGGUUAUCUGGAAAGUACAGCAAUAUCAGUAUCCACAGAGCCAGGCGGCUCUAUUGAGCCCGAAACGGAAUGGCAACGAUAUAGACGACGCGCGAGGUCCAGAGCUUCUAGUCGCAGCCACUCACCUAGUCUCAUCUCCGUGACUGCUCCGGAUAAUACUCAGGGGCCAGACCAAAUCCAGGUGGCACCAUCCCCCCCUCCGCCAAAUGUGCAAAUCACAAAGCCUGCCCCUGAACUCUUACAAGAUAGCUCAACACUAGGGGAUGAUGAACAAGGAUGGAAUCGUUGGCUAUUAAUUCUCCAAGUUUUUACCGGUCCAUUAUUCGGCGUGUUCGUCGUAUGGGCGAAUAUGAUCGAGGAUCUUGACCAACCCGUCGCAACUCUCGUAAAAGCCCUGUUGGUUUCACUUGCUUGUUCCCUAGUUCUGCUUGGGAUUAUACUUAUGACUACGUCGCCUGAUCGCCGGCCUAAAUACCACUUUUUAUUCUGUUUCUUAGGUUUCUGUAUAUCAAUCGCCUGGAUAUCCACAAUAGCUGGAGAGGUGGUCGGCGUAAUGAAAGCAUUCGGUGUCAUCUUGGAUAUAUCAGAAGCAAUAUUAGGUCUUACUAUCUUCGCGGUUGGUAACUCAGUGGGGGAUCUUGUGGCAGACGUGACUGUCGCACGGCUUGGAUACCCAGUCAUGGCCUUAUCGGCCUGUUUUGGCGGUCCGUUGUUGAACAUCCUACUCGGCAUUGGACUCGGAGGCGCGUACCAAACAAUACAUGCGGCAAAUAAGAAGAAAGCAAAGCACCCCGAUAGGCCGAUACAUUAUAAACCGUACCAUAUCCAGGUCAACGGGACGCUGAUGAUCUCUGCCAUAACGUUACUUAUCACCCUGUUCGCGUUGCUAAUUAUCGUACCGAUUAACAGAUGGAUUAUGAGUAGAAAGAUUGGCUGGGGUCUAAUCGGACUUUGGUCGAUUAGCACAGUGGUAAACUUGGUCAUCGAAGUGACAGGAGUCUGGCAGGACAUAGCGUAAGGGGUUUGAGGUUCGGACAUAGAGGUUUCGGUUUGACUUUAUUAUUAUGGCGGGACGGGAUUGUUACGUUUUUACGUUAUAGUAUAUCCAAUUGGCGGGACUGUUGAUUUUAUUUGAAAGCAAUGCUAAGUCGCUCAUAUUUUACUUAACAGGUAGACUAUGAUUUUAUCUAAUACUUGUUGGUUCACCAUCUCUGUUCAACGGAGGUAAAUGUUACCAAAGAAUCCUACUAAAUGCCUCGCUGUAACGCUACUCGAUAAACGCUGGAUUCUUUCUAUUAGGGCUCUAACAAUGUGUAAGGUGUGAAACCUAGAAGCCGCGUGGUGUGUGUUCGUGGGAUAGCUAGAAUGUUCUACUACAAGGGGCAAAUACAAUAGUC
Molecule: messenger RNA, 3520 nt
Organism: Daldinia decipiens
Lineage: Eukaryota; Fungi; Ascomycota; Sordariomycetes; Xylariales; Hypoxylaceae
Product: Sodium/calcium exchanger protein-domain-containing protein
Exons: 2
Coding region: 238-3141 (967 amino acids)
Biological process (GO): intracellular calcium ion homeostasis; transmembrane transport; monoatomic cation transport
Cellular component (GO): membrane
Molecular function (GO): monoatomic cation transmembrane transporter activity
Source: RefSeq, a predicted model, not a curated record